This is a messenger RNA of Myzus persicae (green peach aphid), 720 nucleotides long. RefSeq lists its product as uncharacterized. The transcript is spliced from 3 exons. NCBI's taxonomy places the organism in Eukaryota, Metazoa, Arthropoda, Insecta, Hemiptera, Aphididae. Bases 60 to 419 code for a protein of 119 amino acids. The record is from RefSeq and is a predicted model, not a curated record.
AUUAUUUAUCACUGCAAAGAAAAUGUGACAGAGAACAGUAGUUAAUAAUGGCAUAAUACAUGUACACCACAAUCAACAUCACACCGUGCACUGUUACCAUCAAAGGCAUGCCGUACGUAAAAACUGUAAUAAAGGAGCAGAGACCAAUGUGGUGCAAAAAGUGUGGACUUUUAACAGCCAUCAAGGAUGCCUUUAUGAAUAAAAUGAACGCGUUCAUCAAGUCGUCUUCGUCCGCCACCACUGCUUCGUCGUCCGCUCCAGCGCCAUCUGGACAACGGACGUUGUCAGCGUCUCCUUGGACAGAAUUAAUGAUGCCACAGCCACUUCCACCAUCACAGACCUCUUGGUGGUCGUCACCUCCACCAUCGUUUUGGUGGUCACCCCCGUCAUCGUCAUCGAAUUGGUGGUGGUGGUGUUGAUGAUCCCGUCGCGACAUAAUAUCGCACGAUGAACCAAUCAUUUGGAAAAAAAUGAUAACAAAAACGAUUACCUGUACUUAUACAUGAGCCAUUGUAUGUAACUUACAACAUAUAAUAUUUUUAUUAUUUUUUUUAAUACCUACCACGUAUAGUUUACACGCUCUAUUCAAAUCUAUGUAUAAAAACGAUUGCAUUCGUAUACUAGUAUUAAAGUACCUCUACACAUCUUUAGUAGGUACACAAUAUCAUUCGACUUAAAUCAUAUUGUAUUUUGAAAAAGUACAUAAAGAUGUAUGUAUUA